GCGAAUGGCUCAAGUUGACAAGUGCUAUCAUCAUCAGCGCCCGUCAAAUGCAAAACCAUAACAAAGACAGUUCGACAAAGCGAAUGAGUGUGUCUACUGGGUGGCCCACAGCGAAGGGCUGCCCAAUGGUGUGGGUGCGCAAGACAAAGCGAAGAAGCGUCGUUGUUUGGCCCGUGUGGUUGUCGCGCGGGCUGAUGCCGCCGCACCGAUGCCAUGCAGUGUAGCGCCGCUGCCGAGGCGCCGGACGAGGAGAGGUUGCUUCGCACCCACGGAUUAUUAGGAUUCCGAGAUUUCUGCGCCAAGAAGGGCUCGGCCAGCCUGCGACACCUCGACAAGCUCGCACUGGCCGGCUUGGCCCGGGAGUACGUCGAUUCAUCUCGUGCCAGGCAGGGCCCGCUGCAUAGCGCACGCUCACUGCGACGAUUUCAGGUUGGCCUCAACAAUUACUUACGGUCACUGUACGGCGGUGAUUUCGAUCUGGGCCGCGACCCAGCGUUCGCGCCACUGGCGGCUCCUUCUGCAUCGGGGGCAGCGAACGCGGGAGGAGCGAGCAGAAUGGGCCAGGCAGCGGACGCCGUGGUCAUCACAGCCGAAGACUUGACGAAGAUUGGACAGUAUUUUUGGCGCGUGAUAAACACCCCGCGCGGACUACAACAGAAGGUCUGGUUCGAUCUCAUGAUCCACCUUGGCUCGGAUGGCAUCGAGAACCAGCACGCUAUGCGCAAGGACUCUUUCGCGCUACUCAAGUCGCCGGCCGACGGGCGCCGACGGCUGCAGUGGAAAAUAGCAGGUGGAGCUUCGGUGCCUGACGACCCAGAGAACCCGCUGUGCCCAGUGCGGACGUUUCAACUUUACCUGAGCAAGUUGAACGUGGCCUGUCCCGCGCUUUUCCAGCGGCCGCACGACGGCAUCACCAAAACGUCGCGCUUCUGGUUCCACAUGUUUCCCCUCAACAAUACCAUGCUGGCGCUCAUGAUGUAUGACAUCUCCAAGGACGCCGGCCUCAGUCGCGUCUACCCCAACUUCUGCACACAGGUGCUACCGGAGAAGGGGCGCUUCUACGAACUGGCGCGGCGCAGCCGCCCGUCCCUGGAGAGCGCCCGCAAGGAGCCCGGCUGCGCAUACAAGCUAUGUGCACAGUGCCUCACGCCCGUGCAGGUGGCAAGUGCUGGUCCCAAGGGAAUCCUUUGUUCAGUGCCCUGCUUGGAGGCCUUCAUGCGAGCAAAGGAGGCACGUCAGAAUGUGCGUGUCUCCUUCCGGGAUGGUACUCGUGUCCCUGCCUACACUCUGCCUAGUGGCCAGCCCCUCCAGUCACAGCCACAGCCCCGAGACGAGCUGGGCAAAAACCUCCCAGAAGAUGUCUACAGCUUCAUACAGGAAGUUGCGCGCAUCCAGGCCUUGGGUCAUACAGUACGGACAGAUGGGCUGCCCAUGGUAUUCAAACAGGACGGCUCCAACACACAGGCUCGGUCGCUGCCCAUAGAGCUGUUACGGAUUGCCAUGGACGUGGGAAAGCCAGCUAAGCCUGAGGGCUCAUCGAGAUCAUCGAACAUUCUGAAGUUCAAGUAUGCUGCACUAACUUUGAUGGAUGUCGAGCUACUACUACUCAGUGAAAAAAGGCACAACUUGAAACCCGAAAAUCGUAACAUGCAGCAGCAGCAGCAGCCACAGCAACAACCACAACGAGUCGAAAUCAUCAAGCGUGUUCCAGCGACUACAGGGGAGCGGGUUUCUGCAAGGCCCGUGAUGCUGAGCGGUGGCCGCAAGGUGCUGCUGGUCCAGCGCAGGGAUCCUCCACCCCCUGCACCGCAGCGCGGCUCGGCUGCUUGGCGUUGAAGGCAGCUUUCUCUUGUGAGCUACCAGCAUAAGAUGUGUCGUCAUGGGAGUGUGCAGCCCGCUGCCCUUUAGGCACUGUCAAUCUUUUAAUGCAGAAGGUAGGACAUACGCAAAUGCGCGUCUCUAAUGUUUUAUUUUUAAAGAAUAUUUUUUCUUAUUUUAGAAUCGCAGAUGCAACAUCAACUAGCCUGAUCUUGAAAGUUCUGGAAAUAUCAUGCUGCACUUAUUUGCAGAAAUGUGCAGUGCUUCUCAAAACAGUGGUAAAGUAGUUUGGUUUAUAUUCGGGACGUAAAAAAUCAUCAGUGUUUUACAAGUAGCAGUGCUCGGCAAGCUAAAGCUACCCUGGCAAAGCUUAGAAAAGGUAGCUGGCAGAAAACCUAUGUGGCUUGAUUAGCCACUUAUAUAAUAAUAAUAAAAAAAAAAAACAUUAGAGACAUUUUGUACAGAAAAGGCUGCAGGCUACGCACUCCUGUCCUCAGAUUUCCUUUUGUGCUGAUGGUACUUGGUCUAUAACAAUGUCUAGUGAGCUGACGGAGGAAGUUUUCCAAAGGACAUUCCAAGCGUUACAUUGCAAUAUUGAAAGGGCCGGCAUUACUGGAAUACUGUCUGAAUGCGCCUGCGCCAGUGCUUGGGACGCGGCAUGUUUGUGCCUACCGAGAAUUGAAGUGAGUAAUCUCCGCAUCAUUAACGAGGUCAUGAGCAUUGUUGACCAGUUGUGACCCUACAUUAUCUAAGAAUCUCCUAGGUCACUUGUAGCACUAUAAACAACUUUUCCACCAGCUGCAAGUUGGCUUCUGGUUGGAGUGUCCAUUGGACAAGUGGCAGACAUUGACGAGAUUAGUUGAUUGGCUAGUCUUGGCAGCCUCACUUGUGUUAUGAAAAACUGCUCCUCGUUGUGGAAGUUCAGCUAAGGGAACACAGCCGGCCCUAUUUUCCUCUCAUGGCGCACUAGCUAGUGUUGUAGAUCAUGCAGUGUGUUCAUGGAAUUUGGUCCUGCAAGACUAUGGCCGCUGCUUGAGCCACUACAUAGCCACAUUCUGAGAAGAAGAAAAAAACAUUGUCAUUACAUUCACUGGUGGUCGUUUAGCAGUGCUUGCAGAACCCAGUUCCGUACUAGCAAGGAUCUCAAAACUUUUCUCUGCAGAGCCAUUGUAAAUAAGCAUCUUGUGCCGCACGUGCUAAUGGCAGCAGCUGUGUGUUGCACCCGCAAAACUCAUCUCCCCUUACUCACAGUGCCAUGGUCACACAUUCACGGAGUGCAAAAUAAAAAAAAAAGCCACAUGUCAA
Messenger RNA from Dermacentor andersoni, 3123 nucleotides. RefSeq lists its product as uncharacterized. The record is from RefSeq and is a predicted model, not a curated record. Lineage: Eukaryota; Metazoa; Arthropoda; Arachnida; Ixodida; Ixodidae.